GAAAUUGACACCAACAACAACCGUUUCAAGGUUGAAGUAAUCAUCAGGGGGUCUCUGUUCUUCAACUUCACAGAUUCUAAACCCUAAAAACCCCUGUUCAAAAACCCCCAAAUUCAAUACCCACUUCAUAGUUCUUUCACACACCAAUCCACCAUCAUGAACACAACACUCCUCAAACCACCACUUUUCACCCAUCAUCGCCCCUUCACCCCUUCAACAAUUUCAAAACGUUUUACCCCAAUUCGAGACCAUAAGAACCCAAAUUCACAAUCCAAACAUAAGCUUCAGAUCUCAUUAACCCCCAAUGUGUUCAAAACCAGAGUUUACCCAACAAAUUCCGUCAACAAUGAACCCGGAUUAGAUUCGUCAAAAACAGAGUAUUUUGAGAAGCUUGCAGGUGUAAUGAGAUGUGGGUUUGUUGUGGGUGUGUUGGUUUUUGGGGUAAUUAGAUGUCGAAGGGCUCUCGCUAUGGAUAUUGGUCAAAAGGGUGUGGUUGGUUUGAAGGAUUUUGUGAAUGGGCCUAAGUUUCCGCAGAUUGUUAGGGUUUUUAGAGAGCAAGGUUUGAUUUUGGCUGCACUUUUGGGAUUAUCUGCUUUCUUUUCAAUGGCUGAAACUUCAAUUACUACUCUUUCACCCUGGAAGGUGAGAGAACUAGCAGAAAAGGAAGGAGAAAAUGGCGUAUUCAAGCUGCUUCGUACAGACAUCACUCGUUUCCUCACCACCAUCCUCAUUGGCACAACUGUGGUCAACAUUGGAGCUACUGCACUCUUCACUGAAGCCGCAACAACAGUUUUCGGUGAAGCCGGUGUUAGUGCAGCAACCGGUGUUAUGACGGUUGUUGUGUUACUUCUCACCGAGAUUACUCCCAAAAGUAUAGCUGUUCAUAACGCUACAGCCGUUGCUAGAGCUGUGGUCCGUCCGGUUGCUUGGCUUUCGGUGGUUUUAUAUCCGAUUGGAAGAGUUGUAACGUAUUUUUCAAUGGGAAUGCUUAAAAUUCUUGGUUUGAAAGGGAAAAGUGAACCAUCUGUCACUGAAGAUGAACUCAAGUUAAUGUUAAGGGUUGCAGAGUUGAGCGGGGCCAUUGAGGAGGAAGAACAGGAUAUGAUUGAGAAUGUGUUGGAAAUAAAAGACACCCAUGUGAAGGAGGUUAUGACGCCGCUUGUGGAUGUAGUUGCAGUUGAUUCGACUGCAACGUUAGUUGAUUUCCACCACUUAUGGGUAACUCAUCAAUAUUCUAGGGUGCCGGUGUUUGAGCAGCGAAUUGAUAAUAUCGUGGGUGUAGCUUACGCAAUGGAUUUGUUAGAACUUAUUAAGAAAGGAGAUAUGCUUGAAACUGCAGUUGUGGGAGAUAUGGCUCACAAGCCUGCAUAUUUCGUUCCUGAUUCAAUGUUAGUCUGGAAUCUUCUGAGGGAAUUCCGUAUUAGGAAAGUUCACAUGGCUGUUGUUCUUAAUGAAUACGGAGGAACCGUCGGUAUUGUAACCCUUGAAGAUGUUGUUGAGGAAAUUGUUGGUGAAAUUUUUGAUGAGAAUGACUCAAAGGAGGAAAUCGAGAGAAAAACCGGGAAUAUUGUAAAGCGGGCAGAGGGAGUGUUUGAUGUCGACGCGAAUACAUCAAUUUACCAACUUUCUGAAGAUUUAGAUAUCUUGUUGCCCGAGGAUCACCAAUACGAGACGGUUUCAGGUUUCAUUUGUGAAGCAUUCGGAUACAUACCGAGAACAGGUGAAAGUAUUAAAGUAGUUUUAAAAAAGGCAAAUGAAGAAGAUAAUGAUGGUGAGAAUAAACACGAAACGGAUGGUCAAGAUGAAAAAGAUAGAUCUCAAACAUUCAAGCUCGGGAUAUUAGCGGGAAAUUGUAGAAAAGUUAAUACGGUGAGAUUUGAAAGAAUAAACAACAACUCAGCCAAAGAAAUCAAAGAAGCCGCUCGGCUCAUGCCCAGAUUUUGGAAAAAGAAAUUGAAAAACGAUGAAAAUUCAGGCAGUGGCGAUAUCUUGUUAGAAGAAAGCAAACAAUAACCAAGGUCGUUUCGGUUCUGCUUGCUUGGUGUAUAAAUUAAGUCCAAGAGAUGAUGCAGAAUCUUGAACAUUUGGUCUUGUCAGUGAUCGAACCAGUGGCUCAUAACGGUUGGUUUGACUAGUUUGACUCGUAGUUUCAGGCUUAGAGAACAGCUUCAAUAGCUCCAUUUCUUGUCGCUUUUCCCUCAUUUUCUGUAGCUGCCGAAAUCUUUCUUGCAGGAGAGCUAUAGAAGAACCGCCACCGCCACCGCCACUGCUGCUGCGGCCGCCAUCUUGUCUUUCAGUGGAUUGAAGAACCAUUACUAAUCUUUGUGUCAACUCUAUUGAUCAUAUGGUUAUGUGAGUCUUAUAUUAUAACAUAGGUGUACAUAAUAGUAAUAUUUUGAAGUGUAAGCCUACCUUUGUUGAUUCCGGGUGACCUAAGUGGGGCCCGGGAACGACAGUCCGAGCACAAGAUCCAAGGAGAAAGGAUAUUUAUGAGAACAAAAGGACUUUUUGAGUGAUAACAAGAGCAUUUGGAAUGUUGUUUUUGUGAGAAUAUAAGGUUAGGUUUGAUAUUGUGGUCUA
Molecule: messenger RNA, 2580 nt
Organism: Helianthus annuus (common sunflower)
Lineage: Eukaryota; Viridiplantae; Streptophyta; Magnoliopsida; Asterales; Asteraceae
Product: DUF21 domain-containing protein At1g55930, chloroplastic
Exons: 15
Coding region: 157-2013 (618 amino acids)
Molecular function (GO): flavin adenine dinucleotide binding
Source: RefSeq, a predicted model, not a curated record